Molecule: messenger RNA, 8049 nt
Organism: Xyrauchen texanus (razorback sucker)
Lineage: Eukaryota; Metazoa; Chordata; Actinopteri; Cypriniformes; Catostomidae
Product: pecanex-like protein 1
Exons: 35
Coding region: 104-6967 (2287 amino acids)
Cellular component (GO): membrane
Source: RefSeq, a predicted model, not a curated record
GCAGCGCAGCGUUGGAGGACCCCAGAGAAGAAGAUGGCAGCGACGGGGAUCGACUGCCCUGCGCCGUGCGUCCUACUCCGAGACGGUUAGACGGGGGGUAAACAUGGGGUCGCAGACACUGCAGAUCCUGCGGCAAGGCGUGUGGGCGUCGGUGACGGGUGGAUGGUACUACGACCCGCACCAGAACACCUUCGUAAACGCUCUUCACCUUUACCUGUGGCUGCUGCUGCUCUGCCUCCCGUUCACACUCUACAUGGCAUUGCCCCCUUCCAUGGUGAUUGUAGGUAUGUACUGUGGGGUGAUAGCAGGUAUGUUUGUGCUGCUGAAGGCAGUAAAUUAUCGCCUCCACACCACACUGGAUGAAGGGGAGGUGGUGGAGCUGCGUGCCAAAGGAAGCGAGGGACGGGGUCAGGCAGCACAGCGCCAGCAAGAGGGCACCAGCACCCGGCAGGAGGACUCAAACGGGCCUGGUGAUCCGGGAGGUGGAAUAGAGAUGUCUGAUUUUGCCCGACAGGAGACGCCACCGGUCGACUGCAGUUCACGGAAUUCUUACGUUGGAAUGGACUCCAGUCAUCAGAUAACAGCCCAUGGAGGCCCAGUCACAAGCAAACAUUUGAUGUCAGACCCAAAGUUGUUCUGCCUCGUCUCCAAUGACUCUUUCGCCUCUAUGCAGCCCUCAACCUCUUUGGCUCAGGACCUCUAUGGCUCCACCCCCCACCCUUUCAGCCAAUCUCUGUCCUCUUGUGAUACAGAAAUUACCGCCCAUCUUUCCACCCACUCACAAUCGUUCCGAAAAGAGUCAUCUCGUCCUCGUGGAUUGCCCCGCACCUCAAGCUCUGCGGGAUCUGCUUUUCCAGAUCCUUCUUUGCCAGAAUUUAGCCUGUAUCCUCCACCCCGCCGGGGAGGACUGGACCCUGUAUGCGAAAUGGAGGCAUCUAGGUCACAGAGGGCCCCAGAGAGCUCUGAGAAGCCAUAUUCUGGAACUCCUAGCUCUUCAGGAACAGAAUGUCACAGACAACAUUUGAAAGAGCACCGCAGGAUAUCACGGUCCAUGUCCCGGGAGACGGGCGAAGGGGAGUGUGCCGGAGAAGGGGGAUCUGGGCUGUACCAAUUGGAGUGUGUUCAGGGGGAUGUUUCAGGUGGUGCGGCGGGUCAGGAGAGAACAGGGAGACGAAGUGCCGAAAGUUUGCGGAGUUUAAGCACUCGUAGCAGCGGCUCCACUGAGAGCUACUGCAGUGGGACGGAACGGGAUACCAACAGCACCCUGAGUAGCCUGCACAGUGAGCAGACCAGCUCCACACAUGUAGAGAGUCUGCUGUCACUCACUGGGGAUGAGAAGGUGACUGCAGGACACAGCGAUCCUCGUAACUCUAAUGUGGUCUCGGGGGAGGCUAAUAAAAACCCCCACGCCAAUGAACUUGCCACCAAACUGCCCACCAGUGAUACCCCUAACUUUUCAAUCUCAGAGUGCCAGCUUGGAGAGGGCACUCUGGAGGCAGGGUCAAGAACUAGCAUAGAUGUUUCUACUGACCAUGGCCACAAGCACCAGGAGGCAGAGCCUAACAAAGUCCACCCCAAAACGGGCAAUGUUGUUCACCGGGCUGCCUCUUCUUCUGUCGCUUGCCGCGCUGGUCGUCGGCGAAACAAUAAGCAGCGUGCGAGCAGUUUUGAUGCCAGCAGGCACCGGGACUACGUUUGCAGGCGAGGCAUGGCAAAGCCUCGCUCGGCAGUAUUCAUGAAAGGAGAAGAAGACUCAAGCGAUCAGAGCGAACUUAGUUGUGCCUCCAGCCUACACUCCACCCACCAGCUCAGUACAGACUCAUCAUCCAGCACGCCCCACUCCUGCCCCUCCCCCGAGGAUUGCCGUGGCCCCCUAAGGGCCAAAAUUCUCAGUGUGCAAACCCACAGUCAGAAGGACAAGGAGAAAGAAAGAGAGAAGGGCAAACGCAGAGCUUCACGGCGCACUCCGAGUAUAGGCAGUGCCAAAACACAUGCCCGGGUCCUGAGCCUGGACAGUGGCACUACUGUCUGCCUUAAUGACCCACGUCACUUGGGCGCACCAGCAAGUUCCAGACCCCUCACAACCUCCAAGUCUGACUUGGAGGCAAAAGAGGGGGAGGUAUUGGAUGCGGCAUCCCUGCUGGGAAGGGCCUCUCAACUUGAGUCAGUGACCCGAUCCAGAAACAGUUUGCCCUGCCCUAUCUCCAUCAGUCACACGCAAGACACAGUAACAGGAUCACUGGCCCCAGGGAAUGAUGACACCGUCACAUUUCGCAGAGAACGUAGUACUUUCCGACGACAAGCGGUGCGUAGACGGCACAAUGCAGGAAGUAACUCCGAACCCCCUGCCUCUCUCAUCGGAUCCCCACUCAGUCUGCAGGAGGCUUUGAGUCAGGUAUCUCAAGCCUCAGGGUCACAGGUCAGAGGUCAGCCAUCCCGCACGCAGUCUCAGAUGACGGUAUUGAGCACUAGCGCCUCCCUGCUGGUCAGGAAUGGAAGUGCGCAGCUAGAAGGCUGUCUGGAUAAGGCCUCCACUGUGGGCGUGGCCAGCCUGCAGGAUGAAUUUGGGAAGCUGACCCCACCUCUUUAUGAGGUUGGAGGAUGUGACAUGUCCCUGGUGAACUUUGAACCUGCAACCAGACGAGCCUCCAACAACCUCUGGGAAACAGACUCACACCUCUCCAGUUCUACCUCAGUUCGCUUUUACUCUCAUGACCUGUUCUUGUUUCAUCAGAUACGUCUGAAUCGGCUGCUGUCUAUAGAUCCAGAGCUGUUGGAACAGCAUGAUGUGGACGGCAGUCCUGACCUGCAGGAAGCACCACACUGCUUGCAGGGCUCUGCACACAAUCGCACACACUCGCACACACACAAAGCUAAGCAGUACUACCGCUUCUGGCUGCUUCCAUACCUGUGGGUUGGGCUGCACUUUGAUAGACUCACACUACUGGCCCUUUUCGACAGGAACCGGGAGGUUCUGGAGAACGUGCUCUCUGUGGCUCUGGCUGUUCUCGUGGCAUUCCUGGGUUCUGUGCUGCUUGUUCAUGGGUUCUUUACUGACAUUUGGGUCUUUCAGUUCUGCCUCGUUAUCGCUAGCUGCCAAUACUCAUUACUGAAGAGUGUCCAACCAGACUCUUCGUCUCCUCGACAUGGUCAUAACCGUAUCAUCGCCUACAGCAGGCCUGUUUAUUUCUGUCUAUGUUGUGGGCUGAUCUGGCUGUUGCAUUAUGGCAGUGUAAACAGCCACUCCAGUUCAGUGUCUUUGUAUGGAAUUGCUCUCACCAGCUCUGUCCUGUUGUCACAGGCGCGAGAUCUCCUCAUUGUUUUCACGCUGUGCUUCCCAAUCAUCUUCUUCGUUGGGCUGCUUCCUCAGAUUAACACCUUCGUCAUGUACCUUCUUGAGCAACUUGACAUUCAUGUCUUUGGAGGAAAUGCAUGCACCAGUCUGCUCUCAGCUCUCUAUAGUGUUCUGCGCAGUGUCGUCACUAUAGCAAUGCUGUAUGGGUUCUGCUACGGAGCCUUAAAGGACUCGUGGGAUCCUCAGCACAUUCCUGUGCUUUUCUCAGUGUUUUGUGGGCUGUUGGUUGCCGUUUCAUACCAUCUCAGCCGGCAGAGCAGUGACCCUUCUGUGCUCAUUUCUUUAGUGCAUUCAAAGAUCUUGCCUAACGUGAAAGAGAAAAAUCCAGAGGAUCCCUUGUCUGAAGUGCAGGAUCCUUUACCUGAGAAACUCCUCAACUCUGUGAACGAGAGACUGCAGUCAGAUGUGAUUGUGUGUGUCGUCAUUGCUGUUCUGUUUUUUGCCAUUCAUGUCAGCACUGUCUUCAUUGCCUUACAGCCCUUUUUGAGCUAUGUUCUGUAUGGUCUAGUGGGAACACUAGGGCUGUUAACUCAUUACCUCUUGCCCCAAAUGAGGAAGCAGUUACCCUGGUACUGUUUCUCACACCCGCUGCUCAAAAACAGGGAGUACUAUCAGUUUGAAAUCCGUGGUGCUGCCCAUGUCAUGUGGUUUGAGCGUGCUCAUGUGUGGCUGCUCUUUGUGGAGAAGAACAUCCUCUAUCCGCUCGUUGUGCUUAAUGAGCUGAGUGGCAGCGCUCAGGAGCUCGCCAGCCCCAAGAAACUCAACACAGAGAUUGGGGCUCUAAUGAUUACUAUUGCUGGGCUGAAACUGCUGCGUUCCUCCUUCAGUAGUCCAACAUAUCAGUAUGUCACUGUCCUCUUCACGAUCCUGUUCUUCACAUUUGAUUACCAGCAGUUUUCCGAGACAUUGCUGCUUGACCUCUUCAUCAUGUCCAUCCUCUUCAGCAAGUUAUGGGAGCUCUUUUAUAAGUUGAAGUUUGUUUACACCUACAUCGCACCAUGGCAGAUCACCUGGGGCUCCGCCUUCCAUGCCUUCGCUCAGCCAUUUGCUGUGCCGCACUCUGCCAUGUUGUUUGUCCAGGCCAUAGUGUCUGCUGUGUUCUCCACUCCGCUAACCCCUUUUCUUGGCAGUGCCAUUUUCAUCAGCUCCUAUGUACGACCUGUUCGCUUCUGGGAGAGAGAAUACAAUACUAAGCGAGUGGAUCACUCUAACACUAGACUGGCCUCUCAGCUUGACAGAAGCCCAGGGGCAGAUGACAAUAACCUAAACUCCAUCUUCUAUGAGCAUCUCACACGCUCCCUGCAGAACAAUUUGUGUGGAGACCUGCAGCUGGGCCGCUGGGGAAACUACAGCACCGGAGACUGUUUCAUCCUAGCUUCUGAUUACCUCAACGCUCUCGUUCACCUCGUCGAGAUCGGCAAUGGGCUCAUCACCUUUCAGCUCAGAGGAUUGGAGUUCAGGGGGACAUAUUGCCAGCAGAGAGAGGUAGAGGCAAUAACAGAGGGAAUUGAAGAGGAUGAGAGCUGUUGUUGUUGUGAGCCUGGUCAUCUCCCCCACCUGCUGUCCUUUAAUGCUGCAUUUGGCCAGCGCUGGUUGGCCUGGGAGGUUCUGGUCACUAAAUACGCCCUGGAGGGCUACAGCAUCACUGAUAACAGUGCUGCUUCUAUGCUGCAGGUGUUUGACCUGCGGCGAAUCCUCACUACCUAUUACGUCAAGGGCAUCAUUUACUAUGUAAUUGCAUCUCCUAAACUGGAGGAGUGGCUGGCAAACGAAACACUGCUGGAAGGCCUGACGAGCUGUGGAGAGCGUAACUAUGUUGACCUGGAUCCGACCUUUAACCCCAAUAUUGAUGAAGACUAUGACCACAGAUUGGCUGGAAUCUCUAGAGACAGUUUCUGCUCCGUCUACCUUAGCUGGAUCCAGUACUGCAACUCACGGAGAGAGAAGCCACUGGACAGUGAGAAGGACUCUAUGUUGGUUCUGUUGUGUUAUGGUCUCUGUGUUUUGGGGAGGAGAGCUCUGGGAACUGCAUCACACCACAUGUCCAGUAAUCUGGAGUCAUUCCUGUAUGGGCUGCAUGCUUUGUUUAAGGGAGAUUUCCGGAUCUCAUCUGUGAGAGAUGAAUGGAUCUUUACUGACAUGGAACUGCUGAGGAAGGUGGUUGUUCCUGGAAUACGCAUGUCACUUAAACUGCACCAGGAUCACUUUACGUCUCCUGAUGAAUACGAGGAGUCAUCAGUGUUAUUUGAGGCGAUCUCUUCUCAUGAGCAGACUCUGGUCAUCGCUCACGAGGGUGACCCGGCCUGGCGCAGUGCUGUCCUAGCCAACUCCCCUUCUCUGCUUGCCCUCAGACACGUGCUGGAUGAGGGGACCAAUGAAUACAAGAUUAUCAUGCUUAACCGACGCCACCUCAGCUUCAGGGUCAUAAAGGUGAAUAAAGAGUGUGUGCGUGGCCUAUGGGCAGGGCAGCAGCAGGAAUUGGUGUUUUUGCGGAACAGAAACCCAGAGCGUGGAAGCAUACAGAAUGCCAAGCAAGCACUACGAAACAUGAUCAACUCUUCCUGCGACCAGCCGAUCGGAUACCCCAUCUAUGUGUCUCCCCUGACGACUUCUUACUGUAAUACACACCCACAGCUGGGACACAUACUGGGAGGACCAAUCAGCAUUGCUAACAUACAAAACUUUAUCGUCAAUACUUGGCACAGACUGAGAAAGGGUUGUGGUGCUGGCUGUAACAGCGGUGGGAAUGUAGAAGAUUGUGAUGCAGGAGGUCUGUCGUUUGGCAGUGGGAACUCUGGAAAUUCUGGGACAGGAGCGAGUGAUUCCCAGCACAGCUCAGGACCCACAGCGCUGCAUGCUUACACAGCUCACUCUCUGGGUACGAGUCAGAGUUCUCAGUCUGUGCUGUCUGGUUUGGUGCGUCAGUCUCCCGCUCGUGCGUCUGUUGUAAGUCAGUCCUCCUUGUAUCGCUACAGCAGCAGCCGGCAGUCUUCACUCCGCACGUCUGUAACGGGUCUGGAGCCUUGCAGACGCUCCUCCAGCAGCCAGCUGUCUCUCCGCACGCUGCCCACCUCCCUGCAGCUCCGGCUGGGCCCUAACGCCUCAGCUGCCCCUGACCCACCUGGCCCCUCCAGCUCCUUCUCCGCCCACUCCAUCCCCCCCUGCAAACGGCAUGCCCACACGCUCGCAGGCCUGCUGGGAAACGAGGCCUUAGUGCUGGGGACUGACCACCAUCUUUACCCACACCAUCAUCUUCAUCACAUCCACCAUCAUCAUCACAAUCCCUCGCUGUCCUGUCUAAGGAGGGAUGAUAUCUCCUACAGGGUGCAGAUUGUGGAUGUGAGUCAGGUGUUGGACGUGAUGAAUCAGUCUAAGAGAAAGGAGCUUGUGUGGCCGGAUGAGAGCAUGAGACUCAGAGCUGGACGCAACUUUUGGAGAGAGUGGAGCCCCCUAGAGGGCAUGGAGGGUCAUGUGGUUCAUCGUUGGGUGCCUUGCAGUCGUGACCCAGUUAGCCGUUCUCACAUUAAUAAGACCAUCCUGUUGGUCCAGGUGGAUGAUAAACUGGUUCCCAUUAUAGAGACGGGAGUGAUUGAACUGGGGGCAGAGGUGUGAGGAUACACACAUACGCAUCCUUCUCUAAUGUCAGAUCGCUGCACAUGUCAGAGGGAGAACGAGGCCACGCUCGCUCCCAGCUGCUGAUCAGAGUGCAGGAAACCAGGGAAUCGUGCAAAUAAAGGAAAUACACACACAAACACAUCCUGCAAGAAGCACACUUGCUUAAAUCUGAACAGAAAGCUGCCUUGCUCUGUGUUGCUCGGAUAUGCUGCAUGAGAGAUCAGCUCCUGUAAACUUUUCUCUCUCUUUGUCUCCUUUAUGAGCAACGAUGAUCUCAUUCUGUUUUUUAGUUUCUAUGCAUCUCAUCAGCUGUCUGUAAACACAUGCAAACAUGCAGGGAACACUAAUCCGAGCUUGAAAUAUACACGGAGAAGACAUUUUAUUACAGCUAUUAUGAAGUUUUAUUUUGUAUUUUCAGCCAAAUGAAGUCAGGUGCACAUUAUUGCCCUGGACAUGCAGUGAAUCAUGUGACAGACUGUGUUUUAAUAGCUGCCAAGACUGAUGAUCACAGUGAGGAUGAUGAUAAAGUAGGAAGCAGUUGCUUCUUUUAUCUCAUCCUUCUUUUUCAUCCACUUUUAUUUAGUUGCAGAUACAUUUAUAAACAAAGAGACAGGUGUUAUGAGAAACUUUAACUUGCACUAUGAUUUUUAAAUGUUUUAUUUGCAGUUGUGCACUACAUUCUUUAGAUCACUUGUUAUGUAUUCCUCUGUGGUUUAAAUCGCCAUGGUUACCGAUGCCUUUGAAAUGAAAAAUGCGAAAUCAUCGACAUUCUUUUCUGCCAUUUUGAGGUUUUCUUUAGCUUGAGGACAGAAGUGUUUUUUAGCACAUGUAGUUAUGUAUGGAAAAAAAUUAUAUGUGUGUGUGUGUGUGUGUGUGUGUGUGUGUGUGUGUGUGUCUGUAAAAAUAUUUGGCUUUGAAUAUUUAUUAAUGUAUUUACAUUUUGUUAUAUUGUUUUUCAUUUACGGGACAAAUAAAGACAAUGCAUAAAUAUGAAGUAACUUUGAACUAGUAAUGCUCCUGAGUGACUGAUGACAUUAAUUUAUGAGGAGUAAUUAAAGUGGAUUAAAAAUUGACCUGGG